GACAGCUGAGAGGGCGGCGGGCUGUGGCCGGGCGGAAGUGACGGUCGUUUCACCUGCUGGGCAGUGCGGGGAAGGAGGAGGCGGAGAGUGUCCGUUGGGAAUUAGUCACUGCCUCAGGAGCGCCGCUGUCUCCCCGGCCGACCCUUGUUCUUCUCGCCAUGGAGUCGCCGCCGCUGCUGCGCUUGCUCUGGACUCUCCUGCUCCUCCGUGCAGAUCUGAGUGAAGGUGUGACAAUAACUUCAACGGACCAAACCAUGAUAACAAAGGCCCAGGGGGAGAGAGUCACAUUGCCUUGUGUUUUCACUCUUAGUCAGCAAGAUGAAGGCCAGCUUGACAUAGAAUGGAUCAUAUUGCAGCCAAAUGAUGAGCAAACGGUAAUUAUGUACCAUCGAGACAAGGUUUAUGAUGAGUACAAGACAGCUGGACGAGUAGCGUUUGUUAAUCCAAAUCCAGCUUCUGGAGAUGCUACUAUUGAUAUCCUGAAUUUAAAGCCCACUGACGCUGGUACAUAUCAAUGUAAAGUGAGAAAUCCUCCUAGCGUUCAGACCCAAAGAAUUCAGCUGACAGUACUUGUAAAACCAACAAAAACUAAAUGUUACGUUGAAGGCUCUCAGGAGAUUGGAACUGAUGUUACUCUGAAAUGUAAUUCUGAAGAAGGUUCUCCCAUCAUUUCAUAUUAUUGGAAGAAGGCCACUGGUACAGAGGAACUUCCAGCCACCUCGAUAUCAAACACAGGUACAGGUGAUCUUUUGAUGAAGAAUGCUUCUCAGAUUUACUCUGGCAUAUACAAAUGUACGUCUUCAAACAGAGUUGGCACAGAUGAAUGUUCUCUUGAGCUGAACGUGACCCCUCCUGUAAAUAAAGCUGGCAGAAUUGCUGGAGCAAUCAUAGGCACUUUGUUGGGUCUCUUGUUACUGGCCUUUUUCAUCUUCUGUUGCUUCAAGAAACAAAGAGAGAAGAAAUACGAAAAAGAAGUGCAUCAUGAUAUCAGAGAGGAUGUUCCUCCUCCAAAGAGUCGUGCUUCAACAGCCCGCAGUUAUAUAGGGAGCAAUCGUUCUUCUCUAGGUUCAAUGUCUCCUUCCAAUAUGGAUGGAUAUGCCAAGACUCAAUACAACAAAGUCCCAAGUGAAGAAUUUGAACGUGCUCCUGUUCAGACCCCAAACUUUCAACCACCAAAGGUAGCUGCACCUAAUUUAAGUAGAAUGGGAGCUAUUCCUGUGAUGAUUCCAGCGCAAAGCAAAGAUGGCUCGAUUGUAUAGUAUGGCAUUAAUUUAUACCUUCUGCAGUUCAGUUCAAACAGUGAUUAAGUUGAUCCACUUCUACACUUUUAAACAUAGAAUUGAUCUUCGAGCAUCAACAAGUGUGCUUGGUUCACCAGCUUUGUAUUGUAUUCUGACCAUGUGCACUAAAACCUGAAACUUUUACGGUUUAAGAAGGUAUUGAUCUGUGACUAAGCCGGAAACAAUGACAGUACGUUCCAAAAGGGGUGCUUACUAAAUGUUUAGAUGUGUCGAGUUUUGGCAGAUGGCAAAAUAUCUGUCAACAUGAAAUAAGUAGUCUAGCAAUGGUUUGAAUUGAAUAAUUGAUCCUGUUCUAAUGACUGAUAGAAUUUGUGUAAAAGUCUGGAAAAUGUGGGUUUGAAAUCUUGUAAUAUAGAUUGUAAACUAUUUUUCUCAGCUGUAAUGUUUAUAUGGUUUUCAGUUGCAAUUAACUGUAAUUAACUCUUGAUGUUUUUUAAGAGUGGUUUUAAUUGCAUAACCAUUACUAAUAGUAAGGUCUUUGUCUAUUGAAAAUGCUAAUUUUUUGUGGCCAUGCAAAUGAUUUGUUACACUGAUAUGAUGCUGCUGGCCCUACAAACACCAACCUAUUUCUUUCCUGACCAUACAACAGCAAAUGUACGUAUCUGCACAAAAUAAGUAUAUGUAAUUAUUCCUCUGCUAAGAAGAAAAGACAGGUUUAAACUUAAUUACUGAAUUAAUAUUUUGCAUUAUACCUGCAAUUCUGUCUUAUUGAAAUUGCUUCAGGUGCCUGGUAUCUAUAUAAGUUUGCCCACUCAACACCCAAGUUUGUACCUGAGAUCUGAAUUUAAGUUUCGAUAUAUAUCUAAAAAUUGUCCUUGGGGUAUAUGUGUGUAUAGUGCUUAACUUUUAUAUGUUGUGUAACUGUUUUGUACAAGUCGAAGAAGGGCAAUUUGUCCCUUGGUUUUCUUCUUAAAAUGUUACAACGUUGGUAUCUUUAAUGCCUCUUUUUACUUUCUGAUAGUAACAAAAUAUUUAAAAUUAUUUCUGCUUGUGGUGUUAUUUUAAUUACCAAAUGUAGGGGUAAAGAGAGAGAGCCUGAAGGCUAUCAGGGGAAUUCUCGACUUAAUCUAGUCUUGGAUUGUAUCUGUCCUUUAUAAUCUGAUGAAUUACUAGAAAUUUAUUUAUAAUUUAAAACCUUUUGACAUUCCCUUCUCAUUUCAUAAAUUCAGUGUAUCGGCUGUAGAUGCUUAAAGUGCCAGAAGCAUUACAACUAUCUAUUUGUUUAUAUAAUUCACUCUAUUUUUAGUGAAGUACAAAGUGUGGUAAUGCUUUUUCUUCUAGUUUAAAGAAAUGUAAGUUCUCUGUAUAACUGUGAAAAAAUCAGUUAAGAGCCUAUGCUGCAAAUACCUUUUAGUUGAUAUUUUCACACAGUAGCAUAACUAGUACACAGCAGCACAUCAGGUUUAUUAUAAAAAAUGCAUAAGCUCUUUUUGCUAAGUUUAGACACUAAACUGGAUCUUAAGGUUCUAAAUAGUUUUCUUAUAUUGAAAAGGUUUUUUUUAAAGUUAUCUGAUGCUGUUGAAGAAACCUUUUUCACCUGUGCCUUUACAACUUUUAUGCCUGAUUAUAAAGUUCCUAUUAUAAAACCUAGUGCAUGACAGUUUUUCUUAAAGGGUGCUACGAGAUGAAGGUAUGAUUCUGGAAGCACAACACUGAGACUUCGUUCCUUCUUACUUGAUUCUAAUUUUUCCUGUCAGUGGUUUGGAUGUAGCUUAAACUUUUGCAUAGCGUCCUGUAUUUCAAAAUGGCUCCUUUUUUUGCUUGCCUGUAAUAAUCUUAUGGAAUUUGAUACUCUUGUCUAUGAAACCUUUGUUCCCCCUACAGUAUCAGACAUAUAAAUGAAUAGGAUUUUAGCCUAUUGCUUUUGAAAGAAUAAUAAUAAAUGAAAUAGAGUAAUAAAAAGAUACUAACAAGACUCCUGUGACUAUUUAACAUGGUAGAAAUAGUGUUUAACACACGUGUCCAUUUAAAAUUUUACUAAAUUUAUAAUGUAAACAGAUAAAAUAUAUAAUAUACAUGUAUAAUGCUACAGCAGUCAGAAGAAUUUCUGCAUAUUUAUAAUUUGUCAACUUGUAUGUAAAAUAUAAAUGGGUAGAAUGAAAUGUAGCAUGAUAUGCCUUCAAAACAUAGCUCUUGGGCUUAGAAGGUUUGACAAUGUCUGUUUGUUUAUAAAAUUGCAUGGAAAUAACAGUAAUAAGAACUGACAUAGUGGAUCUAUACUUUUAAGGUAAAGACUGAUUCGGGACAGACGUUGCUCUAAGCACUUAACUUCUAGACCUUUCUGAAUGACUAAAACUCUAGUCUGAAGGACACUGCUGUUACAAAGUUUAUAAGAUUCCAAAAUGCCACUUUUGGUAAAUGGAUUGUCUUUAGGCUGUCUGUGCCCUCGUGCGAUUGGAGGCUUGACAUGCUAGAGAGCAGGAUAAAGGCGGUUUGAGUACCCUAAUAUAUUGUCUUCUGAAUGAACAGUUUUACUUCCCAGUUGUAGUGCCAGCCGUGUGCCAUUUCACUAUUUGGAUGGCUCUUGUUUAGAGUUCUGGUCCCUGGGGUUGAGGCAGAGUUUUUAAGCAGUUGGGGAGGAGGAAAAAUCUGGUGUAGACGCAUAUCAUAUGGCCAUUUCGCUAAAAUUGAGACACAUUUUAAAAAUAGACAUUUAUUAAUUAAGUCUUUAGAGGAAGAAUUAAUUGCAUGAUUGCAGCAUUGGGAAAUUCAGUUGGAUAAUUUUAAGUGUCAAUUGUUGAAGAGAAGGAUAAUGUGCAACACACACACACACAAAUAAACUCCUUCAAUUUAGUCCUUUUUCUACCAGGAAACAUUUCUUGAGCCUGCAGUUAUGCAGAGAAAGGUGAUAUAAAAUUAUAAAUAAUUUUAUUCAGUUUGUUUGGUACACAAAGGGCUGGCUUUGAAGGGAGGAUUUUCCCAUGAUCCCCACUUCUUGAGAUUCAAAAAAGCAAUUUUACUUAAUAUUUCCCACUUUGUCCAUGUUUUCCACAGAUGCUAAGGAAAUGUGAUGAGCUUUCUCUAAAAUUUGGGUUUUGUAUUUCAAAGUUCCACAAAAUUUUACUGAAGAUUAUCAGAGCAAAACCCCUGAAAUACAAAUGCAAUGAACCCUAAUAGGAAUAGUGCCGAAUGAAUCUUCUCAUUCCUAUUCGUAGCUAAACAUAGCAAGCAGUUAAGUUUUUUUAAAAAAAUGGACUUUUGUGGCCCUUUGCAAUGCACAUACAUCACUUUCAAAGUGCAGUUUCAUGCGGUGAGUCCUUUAGCUUUAAAAAAGCAAUCAUAUCUCCCAUAUUCAUUCUGCUAAUGGUAGCGGUUUUCUCUGGUAUAAGGAAAUGCAUCUUGAUUUCUUUUUGUAGAAGCAAGGGCAGUGAUUUUCACUAAUUCUGUCCACCCACUGAAGACCGCAGCUUUGCUUCCUGUUCUGAGUGUGAGAGUGGGCUGAUCACGGUAACAAAAUUUCAGGCAGCUCAUUGGCUGCAGCAAUAGAGGAGGAAGUGGAUGGUUGAAUACAUGCUAUUAUUUAUAUACUAGAGUCAUUCUUAUUACCGGCACGUAUUCCUCUCUUUCUCAUUGAGUGGUGCAUCUCUUCAGAGACAAGGGAAUAAAAGUCCUGAAGGAUCACAAGGACCUUUACAUUUCAGUAUGUUUACUAUUGAGGAUUGUUAGGCCUCACUAUUAACAUACAACUCAACUGAUGGAGCAGUAAUACAGGACAUUAAUAAGGUAUCGACACAGGACUGGAAUUGGCAACUAAUGCUGUAGCAUUUUUAAAGUUUUUUUUUAAAAAAAUGGACUUUUGUGGCCCUUUGCAAUGCACAUACAUCACUUUCAAAGUGCAGUUUCAUGCGGUGAGUCCUUUAGCUUUAAAAAAGCAAUCAUAUCUCCCAUAUUCAUUCUGCUAAUGGUAGCGGUUUUCUCUGGUGUAAGGAAAUGCAUCUUGAUUUAAGUGGACUAGAUAUGUGCAUUUUUAAAGGUUUUUUUUUAAAGCACUGAAAUUUUUAGGACAGUUCCAAGCUUCUAUAGUUGCAUGAUUUGUGUAGUAUUUGAAAUAAAAUUAUUAGCGAAAACUA
Molecule: messenger RNA, 5371 nt
Organism: Eublepharis macularius
Lineage: Eukaryota; Metazoa; Chordata; Lepidosauria; Squamata; Eublepharidae
Gene: CXADR
Product: CXADR Ig-like cell adhesion molecule
Exons: 7
Coding region: 159-1259 (366 amino acids)
Biological process (GO): homotypic cell-cell adhesion
Cellular component (GO): basolateral plasma membrane; bicellular tight junction; intercalated disc
Molecular function (GO): cell adhesion molecule binding
Source: RefSeq, a predicted model, not a curated record